Drosophila melanogaster (fruit fly) is the source of this 1452-nucleotide messenger RNA. RefSeq lists its product as uncharacterized. NCBI's taxonomy places the organism in Eukaryota, Metazoa, Arthropoda, Insecta, Diptera, Drosophilidae. The record is from RefSeq and is marked reviewed. The coding region runs from base 89 to 1315 and encodes 408 amino acids. The transcript has 3 exons.
CGUCAUAAUAAGCAACAAUCCAACUUUAUAGGCAACUCGUCGAUCUGGAAAACCCUUCAUUUCUGAGGAUUAGGCUGCUAUUGUGAACAUGGCACUCAUUGAGAACCUCAAUGAUGACUGCGUGCUUAAAAUUGUAGAUUACCUCGAUCUGGAGGAUCAGCUGAAGCUGUGGAAGAGUUCCGAGCCCGCAUCGCGACUGAGAUCGCUGAUAUCCUACAUCUGGCAGCGCAAUCGGGAAUAUACCAUUGACUAUUAUACAUUCAAUGACGACUAUGAGCUACUGAACGAAUUCCUGCAGUGCAUUCGCUUCACGGUGACGGAACUUACACUCCAAUACCUAGCCAUGGAUCACCUGGAGCGGUGGAAGGGUCACACCUUCCCCAACAUGCGUCAAUUGAUCUACUUGGGCGAUGAGACCAGUGAAAUAGAAGGAGACGCCGACAUCGCCAUUCUGGUGGACUGCUUCCCGCAGCUGGAAGCCAUCAGGCUGAGCGGGAAGACUACUGGUAACCACAUCAGUCGUUGGCGGAACAUUCGCCGACUGGACCUUCAGCUGUGCUGGUACCUGAGCCCGCAGGGCUUCGAGGAUAUCUGUCAAAACCUGCGACUACAGACACUCAGUAUCCAGUGGCAAAAGAUCGAACAGAAUGCAUACGUGCGAUCCAUCUGUAUGCUGCAUGAACUGGAGGAGCUGGAGCUGGACAUAGUUUACCUAAACAGGGACAACAUCAGCCAACUGUUGAGCCUGCCUAAACUGAUAAAGCUGCGCCUGCACAACUUCUACCAGGUGGACGAUCUACUGUGCGAAAUUGGAAGCAUAAGGGGUCAAGAUGUGUUGACUGCCGCAUUCAGUAAUAAUAUCUGGAUGAGGCCAACGGAGGUGCUGGCCAAACUGCGAAAUCUCCGAUGUUUAACUCUCGUCGAUGAUGAAGGAUGUGCUGCCAUUGACUUUUCCACGAUCACCUAUUGCUUUCCGCUCUUGGAGCAACUGCAUCUGGAGAACUCGCGUAUAUGGGUCAACGCCGAUGGUAUAUGGGACGUGCUUCUUGCCUGUCCCCGUCUCAGGGAAUUCAGCAUGAUCAACCAUGUUUUGUACGACGAGUUCUUUGCCUUCAGCAAGUCAACAAUGAACCGCGCUCUAAAUCAGCGAACGAAGCCUUUGAAAAUGCAUUUUUAUAAAACCGGCAAGGAUGACUUGGUUUCGAAGCACUUUAAACAUCCCAAACUUAAUGUUUCCUUCAGUGCUACUAGUAGCAGCUAUUCACAAUUACCUGACGAAUGUAUUGAAUUGGAAUUUAAACGCCCCGAGUCGUGAUUCACUAAGUUAACUAGCUUAGUUAACUAUUAUCUAAACGGACCAAAAUUGUGCUAUUUAAUUGAUAAGUCUUUCGUCGAUAAGCUGGUUAUUAAAAUGAUUGCUGAUAAUAAUAUAUAAAUAUAAUAUAAAAAUAU